ACGGUGGGCGACGGUUGGGGUUUGGGCGGCGCGCGGGCCUGUUGCCAUGGAGCCGCUGGUGAGCGAGCUGUUCGGGGGCGGCCCGGGCCCCGCGGCAGGGGCAGGGGCGGCGGGCGGGACCCCGGGGACGGGCCCGGCCCGCGGCUCCGGCCGCUCCUCGGCUCCCGGCCGGGCUGCAGCGGGACGCGGCCCCGGCCCGGCGCGGGGGGCCUCCGGCCGCGGGCCCUCCUCGGCCCCCGUCCCGGGCUCCGGCCCGGCCGGCGCCGCCACCGUCUCCGGUCCGCCGCCGAGGAGCAAGGGCAGCGCGGCGCCCAAAGCCGGACACAAGAAGCCGAAGGGACGGCCCCGGGGCCGCAACAACCCGCCCUUCCUCCCGCCCGAGGCAGAAGAAGGAAACAUUGAGUACAAGCUGAAGUUGGUCAACCCUUCGCAGUACCGCUUCGAGCACCUGGUCACGCAGAUGAAGUGGCGCCUUCAGGAGGGCCGCGGUGAGGCCGUGUACCAGAUCGGGGUGGAGGACAAUGGUCUGCUGGUGGGGUUGUCUGAGGAUGAGCUAAAGGCUUCGCUCAAGACCCUGCGCAGGAUGGCAGAGAAGGUCGGAGCUGACAUCACGAUCCUACGGGAAUGCAACGUGGCGUAUGAUGUGGACUCGCCCAGACGGAUAGCUGAAGUCCUGAUUCGGAAAGUUCCUGAUGACCAGCAGUUCCUUGACCUGCGAGUGGCAGUUCUGGGGAACGCGGACUCUGGGAAGUCGACACUGCUGGGGGUCCUGACACAAGGCGAGUUGGACAACGGGCGUGGCAGGGCACGGCUCAACCUCUUCAGGCACCUGCACGAAAUCCAGUCGGGGCGAACAUCCAGCAUCAGCUUCGAGAUCCUGGGAUUCAACAGCAAGGGAGAGGUGGUAAAUUACAGCGGCUCACGGACUGCAGAGAUCAUCUGUGAAAGUGCCUCCAAAAUGAUCACCUUCAUCGACCUGGCAGGGCACCACAAAUACCUGAAGACCACCAUCUUUGGCCUCACCAGCUACUGCCCGGACUUUGCCAUGCUUGUCGUCAGUGCCAACACUGGCAUAGCUGGCACCACCCGGGAGCACCUGGGCUUGGCCAUGGCCCUCAAGGUUCCCUUCUUCAUUGUGAUCAGUAAAGUGGACCUGUGUACCAAGAGCACCAUCGACCGCACCGUCAGGCAGCUGGAGGCCGUCCUGAAGCAGCCGGGGUGUAACAAGGUGCCGCUGCUGGUGUCGAACAGCGAUGACGCAGUAACGGCCGCCCAGCAGUUUGCCCAGUCGCCCAGCAUCACUCCAAUCUUCACACUGUCCAGUGUGAAUGGGGUAAACUUGGACCUGCUGAAGGUUUUCCUCAAUGUGCUGCCUCCACUGACCAACAGUAAGGAGCAGGAGGAGCUCAUGCAGCAGCUGACUGAGUUUCAGGUGGAUGAGAUCUAUUCUGUCCCUGACGUGGGGACAGUUGUCGGUGGGACUCUGUACAGCGGCAUCUGCAGAGAGGGCGAGCAGUUGGUGGUGGGUCCCACGGACAGCGGGCAAUUCCUCCCACUGAAGGUGUGCAGCAUCCAGCGAAACCGGUCAGCCUGCCGCGUGCUGAGGGCAGGGCAGGCAGCCACUCUGGCCUUGGGCAACUUCGACAGGGCCCUGCUGCGUAAGGGCAUGGUGAUGGUGAGCCUGGAGAUGCAGCCGACCGUCAGCUCCCUCUUCGAAUCCGAGAUUGUGCUACUGUUCCACGCAAAGACCUUCCGCAGGGGCUUCCAGGUGACAGUGCACGUGGGCAACGUACGGCAGACCGCCAUCGUGGAGCUGAUCCACGGCAAGGAGGAGCUGAGGACGGGGGAGAAGGCAGUUGUGCGGUUCCGAUUUAUCAAACACCCGGAGUAUCUGAAGGUGGGCGCCAAGCUGCUGUUCCGUGAAGGAGUGACGAAGGGCAUUGGCCAUGUUACCAAGGUCAUACCUGAGCAGAAGUGCUGAAAGAUCCUGGGAUCAUCGUGCCCUGCUGUUCUGUAGAACCCAGCACCCAUUAAGUGGCCAAACCUGAACACUGUGACCAUGUGUCCUUGUCGGAUGAGUCUGCUCCUCCUGAUUCACUGAGUGGUUUUAAAUCCGAGUGCAGGUCAUCACGGUGUUUGUGAAGGCCUGAUUGUUAGCUUUGUUGCCCCAGGUGUGUGAGGGGAUGGUGUGGAGGGAGCUUCAGUGUCUCUAACCUUAUUAAUUUUAUUUCAAAAUAUUUUAUUCAUGAAAAUUCUAAAAUAUAUAAAUACAGUGUACGCCAGUCAACAGUUUUAAAAUAAUGUACUUCUGAUGACAGCAUUGGUACAUCAGUUUUUGUGCUCUCCAUGCCUAGGAGGCAGUUUUAGUUGGGCUGGGGUAUGCCUGGAGGACGUGCUUGGAUGUAUGAUAUAGGUCAUGGUAUGUAUAUUGUUUCUGUAUAUAGGGGUGUACAGCGAUGUUUGCUUUGAAUUAAAGCUUUUUUUUGUGAUGGAAUGUUGGUGCGUUCA
Molecule: messenger RNA, 2508 nt
Organism: Pristis pectinata (smalltooth sawfish)
Lineage: Eukaryota; Metazoa; Chordata; Chondrichthyes; Rhinopristiformes; Pristidae
Gene: gtpbp2b
Product: GTP binding protein 2b
Exons: 12
Coding region: 47-1981 (644 amino acids)
Biological process (GO): translational elongation
Molecular function (GO): translation elongation factor activity; GTP binding; GTPase activity
Source: RefSeq, a predicted model, not a curated record